AUGCCAGGUGGUGGUGUUGUCCCCGUUUUGACGACCAAUGCUGGUCCCAUUAUCAAGCCCAAGACGAAGAAGCAGGCCAUCCGCGCCGUCUUGGCCUCCAGCUUCAUGGCCAUGGGAGGGUGAGUAGAGAUGCGCAGUCGGUGCGAGAUGACAACAUGACUGACGCGCAGCACCACUUUGGAACGCUUCCAGUAUCCUGUUCGGCUACGACACUGGAACCAUCUCCGGUAUCAUUGCCAUGGAGAAGUUCAAGCAAGACUUUGGUACUUAUUACGACGUCAAUGUGCCCACCAACACCACGCCGAUUCCUCAGCCAGGGUGGUCUCUCUCCACCGGAGACACUUCGCUUGUGGUCAGCAUCCUGUCUGCAGGUACCUUUGUCGGAGCUCUCUGCGGCGCGCCUAUCGCCGACACUCUCGGCCGUCGAUGGGGUCUUCAAGUGGCCAUGGUCGUCUUUUGCGUCGGUGUCAUUCUUCAGCUGAUUGCUCAGGCGCUGCCUCUCUUCAUCGUGGGAAGAGUCGUCGCCGGUCUGGGUGUCGGUAUCGUCUCUACCAUUGUUCCCAUGUUCCAAGCCGAGACGGCUCCUCGCUGGGCACGUGGCGCCGUCACCUCUGGUUACCAGUGGGCCAUCACCAUCGGUCUUCUCUUUGCUGCGCUCGCCAACAACGGCACGAAAGACAGGACGGACACUGGCUCCUACCGCAUUCCUAUCGGUGUUCAGCUCGGCUUUGCCUUGAUUCUCAGCUUUGGUACCAUGCUCCUUCCCGAGUCUCCUCGUUGGUUCGUCAAGAAGGGCAAGAUCGAGCAAGCCGCCAAGAGCCUUGCCACCCUCAACGCCACCGACGUGGACGACGCUUGCGUGCAAGCCGAGCUUGCUGACAUUCGCACCAAUCUCGAAGUUGAGCUCACCCACGGAAACGGCUCCUACCUCGACUGCUUCCGCAACAACGACCGCAAGAACCUCACGCGUACGCUUGUCGGCACAUGGCUCCAAGCAUGGCAACAAUUGACUGGUAUCAACUUCAUCUUCUACUACGGCACCCAAUUCUUCAACAGCACUGGUGCUGGUGACCCCUUCGUCUUCACCAUCGUCUCCAAUGUCGUCAAUGUCGUCUGCACCGUUCCCGGUAUCUGGGCCAUGGACCGCGUGGGCCGUCGUAACAUUCUCGUCUGGGGUGCAGUCUGGAUGGCCAUCAUGGAAGGCAUCGUCGCAAUCAUCGGCACCGUCUUUGGAAACUCCAACCCUGCGGCUCAACGAGGUCUCGUCGCCCUCGUCUGCCUCUACGUCGGUGGUUUCGCCAGCACCUGGGGACCAGCUGCUUGGGUCGUCUGUGGUGAAAUCUUCCCUCUCGCCAUUCGUGCCAAGGCUCUUUCGCUUUGCACCGCUUCGAAUUGGCUUUGGAACUUUGGAAUUGGAUACGCCACCCCUUACCUCGUCGACAGCGGACCUGGCAAGGCCGGCCUGGGACCCAAAGUCUUCUGGAUCUGGACCGCCACCUGCGCCAUGUCUGCCGUCUUUGCCUACUUUUGCAUCGUGGAGACGAAGGGUCUCUCUCUCGAGGAAGUCGACAGUCUCUACUGCACCACCUCCCCUCGUCUCUCUGCUGCCGCCAACAGAGAGAUGCGCGCCAGGCGCUCCGACCUCGAGACCGUCGGUGCUCACAUGGUCAGCGACGAGGCUGCCGAGGCCGACGCUGCCAAGCGCGACGUCGAGUACGAGUCCAAGACCGUGGACGCUUAA
Ceraceosorus bombacis is the source of this 1741-nucleotide messenger RNA. Lineage: Eukaryota; Fungi; Basidiomycota; Exobasidiomycetes; Ceraceosorales; Ceraceosoraceae. The record is from the annotation of a GenBank genome assembly.